AUGCCAACAGCAGCGGCAAAGUGCCGUAGUCGCUUCACAAGGCUUGUGAAGAAGGUGGUAGACAAGGACUUCGAGCGGCAACGCUCCGCCUUCGAGCAGCAGCGGUGGCAGUACCAGUGGCCUUUCUUUGACUUCGAUGGCGCUUGGCUUUGCGCCGCCGCCACCACCGCCACCAAGUCGAUGGCCACCGAUGACGCUCACGAGUCCAGCUCCUUAUGGCCUGAACAGCGUGGGUACAACGGCCCAGCUUCUCGAAGCGGUCCGUACCCUUGA
Molecule: messenger RNA, 273 nt
Organism: Durusdinium trenchii
Lineage: Eukaryota; Dinophyceae; Suessiales; Symbiodiniaceae
Source: the annotation of a GenBank genome assembly